AUCUUCGUAUUUUCGGGAAGAAAACAAACGAAGGAAGAUCGGUGUCAUGGAAGGGUUAUUUUGAGUUGUUUUCCGAUGCCUUUGUUCCUGAGUCUUAUGGCCCCUGGUGAAGCUUCGUUUUGUUAAUGUUGUUUUCAGGCUAGACAAGUCAGUGGCCGAAUCAAAUGAGGUAAAGUUUCGAAAUUCGUACAGUGUCCAGCAUUCCUUUAUUUUGUUAUUUUUAUUUGGGGUAUCUAAAUGCCUGGGUUUUUGUUUUGCAGAUUAGGAGCCUGCAUUCGUUUAUGACUGACUUGGAAAAGGUCAGCUAUCUAUGAAAAGGGAGUUGAAGGAUGAUAUUAAGGACUUGAGGACAACAGUGCAGUCGUUUAGGGACCUAUUGAUUGGGAGGUUUGGUGGGAACUCUGAAAAUGGCAGAAAAGAGAAAAAUGAUGAUAAAGUCGAAGUUGUUAACUUAAGCUCGGAUAGCUCAUUUUCCUUGCCAACAAGGAGUAAACAUGAGAUGAAAAGCACAAUCAGCAGAAGAAAGGUACCCGUAGUCACACUUUUGUUUUUUGUGUUUAUGUGAUAUCAGUAUUUUAAUACAUAUGUUAAAUGAUAGGGGAAAGCGGUUAGAAAGUCUCCAAUUAGGUUGCGGAGUCCUAUUUGGACCCGGAAAGAUCCCAAGAGGACUAAUGCCAAAAUAAAGAUGAUCGGCCGCUUCAUCACUACAAAGUCCCUAUCAAAAAGGGAUCAUUGGUUGAUCAGCCAUGUUUUUUAUCCAUUCAAGGAUGAAAGGUAUUAAAAAAACUGUUUUACAUUGUUAUUAAUUGAGCAUAAUUCAUUUUUUGCAAGUUAAAGGCACUCAUCCAAGAUUUGUAGUGCCUGUUGUUGGUUGUAGUGAGGCGCUAGUUAGAUCUCCAUGGUUUCAUCUAACCCGUGGAGAGUUUAAGGUAUUAGUGCCGGAAAUACCAUUGUCUACCCAGGUUCGUUAACUUAUCUUGAUUCUUGAAUCUAUAAAUGACUUAGUAAAGUAGCAAAGUUCUGUAAAGUGAUAUGUGUUUUGAUUUGUUUAUUUGUGUAGGUGAUCACUAUGUGUGUUGACUUGUUAACGGUGCCGGAGUUGGAAAAUGAAAACCCUGUGAAUUGGUUCUUACCACCUGCAUUUGCUAUAAGUUCAUAAGUUGUAUUUGGUAUUAUUUUGAUUAUCUUUAAAAGUAGUAAUUGGACAUAUUUCAAACUAUAAUGUGUGCUAAAAGUAAUGUUUGGUUAUAAGAGUCUUCAUUAUGAAUGAUUGUAUAGGGUUGUUAAAAUCUGUCGUGGAUACAAAAUUUUCCAGCAUGUACUUUAGAUACAAUAAAGUAGGAAAGCUCGUCUAGUCACUUAAAUUUGUUGUCUGUCAUUAAAAAAACUUGAACUUUAGGCCAUAGUUUUUGUGCUGUAAUUUUUCCGUGUGAAUUCUUUGUCAUGAGUGGAACCUGAAACUGGUAUCAGAUCUGUUGUCAUUCUUGUGAUGAAUUUAUGGAUUGAAAAGUUCUAGCUCCACCCAAUCCUAGAUGUGUUGCCCAUUUUUCUUGAAAUUCCAGAAACCAAAUUUUUGGGUUUCCUUUUAAACGUUGUAUGGCUGCUUCUGUGCAAUAAACUCCUCAUACCACACUAGUGUAUUUUCAGCACUUCUGUUCGAGAGAUGACAUUGACAUGAUGAACCUGACUAGUUAGCACGUAAAAAUUGAAACCUUAUCUAGGUAUCCAUAAAAUGUGAAUCGAUUGUGUAACUAUUACGAUUUAAUAUGACUAUACUUGUAGGUGGCAUGUGCAACCGGAGAUCGCGUUUUUGCUUACCCUGAGAAAAGAAUUAAAAUAGUGUACUGCUCUGGGGACUUCAAUGAUUGUGAGAAGUUAACUGUUCCAAAUGCUAGAACCUCUUAGAAUUUCGUGAUGGAUAGAAUUUUUUGUUGAGGUUUAAGUAAUGUGUGUACAUGUCAGAUUUUUGUCCCCGUGCUGUUGGAUAGCCACUUCUUUCUUUCUUUCUGUUUUUUACCUUAAGAAAGAGGCAAUUGAAAUAUGGGACUCACUUCCAAAUUGUGUCGAUCCAAUUCAGAGGGGAGAAAAAGUUUCACUGAUUGUAAGUCAUCUUGGGCAUCUAAAAGGCUAUGCUAUGUAUUCAAUUUGUAUAUAUGCUGACAUAUCAUGUACUUGAUGUAGGCGAAGGAACUGGACUCGAUCUUUUUUAAAGCAGUCAUGAGGAGAUUCGAGGCCAAGAUGUUUUGCACUUUCACCAUCGUAGAGGUGGUCAAUGCUCCGCGGCAAGAGAAUGGGUUCGACUGUGGGUUGUUUGUGUUGAAGUUGAUGACAUGUGGCGGCCAUUUGGAUGAGUGUGCCCGGGGACUGAAUAAGAAGUUUGAUAGUGAAGAGGAGAAGGCAAGGUCUAGCUCUGUACUUUUUGACAAUAUGGAGAAUACGGAGCGUGAUGCUCUCCAUCAGAAGGUACUCAUGGAAGGUGUUAGUGGAGGUGAUUCCGUGGAGGGCGAUGUGGAAUGGAGUGGGACUCCUGAAUAAUUAGGGAAUGGCAAGACACUAAGAUUUUGAUGUAUUUUUUUCCCCAAACAAUCAAAGAGCUGGAGUAGU
Molecule: messenger RNA, 2604 nt
Organism: Linum trigynum
Lineage: Eukaryota; Viridiplantae; Streptophyta; Magnoliopsida; Malpighiales; Linaceae
Source: the annotation of a GenBank genome assembly